This is a messenger RNA of Prorocentrum cordatum, 181 nucleotides long. Lineage: Eukaryota; Dinophyceae; Prorocentrales; Prorocentraceae. The record is from the annotation of a GenBank genome assembly.
GCGGGAGGGGUUCGCCGUGGCGGCCGAGCAGGAGACUGCGCUGACCGAGGCGCGGCUCGUGUUCGCCUCGGAGGCGGUGCUGGACGUGGGGAGCGGCCGGCUGCGGCCGUUGCGGCCGCUGGCGGGAGGCGCAGACACGGCGGCGAUGCGCGAGCUGCUCGGGCUCACGAUGAGGGACGAG